Ipomoea nil (Japanese morning glory) is the source of this 3115-nucleotide messenger RNA. Its product is annotated as probable xyloglucan glycosyltransferase 12. Gene Ontology annotation, cellular component: Golgi apparatus. The record is from RefSeq and is a predicted model, not a curated record. The transcript is spliced from 5 exons. The coding region runs from base 427 to 2553 and encodes 708 amino acids. Gene Ontology annotation, molecular function: glycosyltransferase activity. Lineage: Eukaryota; Viridiplantae; Streptophyta; Magnoliopsida; Solanales; Convolvulaceae.
GUGGGAUUAUAAAGUCAUUACAGCAGAAUUUAUAGGAACUAAAUAAGCAUUCAUCUCUAUUUAUGUGACUGCACUUUAAAUCGGUAGUUUUCUUUUGUUUUUGUUGGGGUUAUAUUAUCAUACAUGGCCGUCACUCUCACUCCCCCAUUCUUGUGCGCGAGACUGAGCUAAUUCCAUUCCUUUGUACUGUGGAGUAUACAGUGCUGCUCUCUCUGUGUAAAACCCGAUCGUGCCCUCAAUCUCACAGCAUAUAGAUACAAUAUAAUAAGCUCCUCUUUGGCAUUCAAGAGUCGCAGAAACUGGGCGUUGGUUUUGUUUAAUGUUUUAGUGCUUUUGUGUUGGAAAUGGUGUGGGUUUAGUGAGUUUUAAGCAUUGUGUUGAUUUUGAGGGGAAAGUUUGAAUCUUUUUGGGUGUUUUAGUGGUGGAAUGGCUCCGUUUGGGUGGUGGGCUAAGGAGAGCCAUGUGGGAACCCCUGUGGUGGUGAAAAUGGAGAACCCGAAUAAUUGGUCAAUGGUGGAGCUCGAAGGGGCAUCGGAGGAGGAUUUUCUUUGCGCCGCCGCCGCCGAUGACGACCACGAUCCCUCAAUGCCCGCCGCCCGCCGCCGCCGGGAGAAGGUACGGAACAAGAACGCCAAGCAGCUAACUUGGGUGCUCCUCCUCAAGGCGCAUAAAGCCGCCGGCUGCCUGACCUCCAUUGCCGCCGCAUUGCUCGGCCUCGCCUCCGUCGUGCGCCGCCGCCUCGCCUCCGGGAGGACCGACCGCACCGACAGCGGCGCCUCCGCGGAGAAGACCCGGUUCUUCUCCUGCAUAAAGGUCUUCCUCUGCUUAUCUUUAGUCCUGCUAGGGUUUGAGAUAGCCGCAUAUUUUCAAGGCUGGCACUUCACCGCCGCCGAUCUUCAAAUACAGUAUCUCUACACUUUAACUAACCCUCCAUUUGAAGUUAAGGGUUUGUUUGAUUGGAUUUAUUCCAAGUGGGUUUUAGUUAGGGUGGAAUAUCUUGCUCCCCCACUUCAAUUCUUGGCCAAUUUCUGCAUUGUCCUGUUCCUUAUCCAGAGCUUGGAUAGGCUAAUCCUUUGCCUGGGUUGUUUCUGGAUCCGGUUUAAGAAGAUAAAACCAAUUGCUAAACAAGGAGCCAUGGAUCUGGAAGGGGGUGAAGGGGCUGGUUACUUCCCCAUGGUUCUAGUUCAGAUCCCCAUGUGCAAUGAAAGAGAGGUCUAUCAGCAAUCGAUAGCGGCCGUGUGUAGCUUAGAUUGGCCUAAAUCGAGCUUCUUGAUUCAAGUUCUUGAUGAUUCUGAUGAUUCCGAGACUCAGUCGUUGAUUAACGACGAGGUGCAUAAAUGGCAGAAGGAAGGCGCCAACAUUGUGUACAGGCAUAGAGUGAUUCGGGAGGGAUAUAAGGCCGGGAAUCUUAAGUCCGCCAUGAAUUGCAGCUAUGUCAAGGACUACGAAUUCGUUGUCAUAUUCGAUGCUGAUUUUCAGCCAGCCCCGGAUUUUCUUAAAAGAACAGUUCCUUAUUUCAAGGAUAACGAGGACCUAGGGCUAGUUCAGGCGAGGUGGUCAUUUGUGAACAAGGAUGAAAAUCUGCUAACGAGGUUGCAGCUCAUUAACUUAGCAUUUCAUUUCGAAGUGGAGCAGCAGGUGAACGGGAUUUACCUAAAUUUCUUUGGGUUUAACGGGACUGCUGGAGUGUGGAGGAUAAAAGCGUUGGAGGAGUCGGGUGGAUGGUUGGAAAGGACGACGGUGGAGGAUAUGGAUAUUGCUGUCCGGGCUCACCUCCAUGGAUGGAAAUUUAUCUUUCUUAACGAUGUCGAGUGUCAAUGUGAGUUGCCGGAGUCUUAUGAAGCGUAUAGGAAACAACAACAUAGGUGGCAUUCGGGGCCCAUGCAAUUGUUCCGUCUUUGUUUGCCUGACAUCAUUAACUCAAAGAUCAGCAUUUGGAAGAAAUCCAAUUUAAUUUUCCUAUUCUUCCUCUUGAGGAAGUUGAUUCUACCGUUUUAUUCCUUCACUCUUUUUUGCAUUAUUCUCCCCAUGACAAUGUUCAUUCCUGAGGCUACACUUCCAUCGUGGAUCGUCUGCUACAUCCCCGCCACCAUGUCGUUUCUCAACAUACUUCCAGCCCCGAAAUCUUUCCCUUUCAUCGUCCCUUACCUUCUAUUCGAGAACACAAUGUCCGUCACUAAGUUCAAUGCCAUGAUAUCGGGGCUUUUCCAACUCGGGAGUGCGUAUGAGUGGGUUGUGACGAAAAAGCUCGGGCGAUCCUCCGAGGGCGAUCUCGCCUCGUUGGUCGAUGAAAAACCGAAACCCCAACGAGGGGUAUCUGUACCUGAUUUAGUCGAGUUGCGGGAGGAAAUGAAGCAGAAGGAACAGAAGGCUUCCCGCAAAAAGAAGUACAACCGGAUAUACACGAAAGAACUAGCCCUCGCUUUCCUCCUUCUCACAGCUGCAGCGAGGAGCCUCAUGUCCGCUCAGGGCAUCCAUUUCUACUUCUUGCUGUUCCAAGGCGUAUCCUUCCUUCUCGUCGGAUUGGACCUGAUCGGGGAACAGGUAGACUAAAAAAACACGGUUUAAUUAGCAGCCUCGAGUGAAUAUGUAGUUCAAGUGGACAGUCAAGUUGGUGUAUAUACACGAUCCCGGGGGGAAAUAAUGGAGAGACGAAAAACCCACGCCUAUACUCGUACUCUCCUCCCUCCAACGCACCCGUGCCUGCUGAAGUUGCAAACAAAAUACGAUUGCUCCAACACUGCAGCUUCGAAAAGAAUGGUAUUUUCUUGUUAAUUACUACUACUUCUGUCUUGUAAUUUUUAUUUUUCUGUUUUGGGGUAUUCUUUUGUAAGAAGAAUUUGUCGGUCGAAACAUUAAACACGGGGGUUAGAUACAGUUGAUAUAGUAGUAGUAGUAGGGGGAGGGGGAUGCAAUAAUUCAUUGUCAUCAUCAAUUUAUUUCCAUAAUUUCAUUAGAGGGGUUUGAUGGUGGAGCCAAUCCUCAAGAAAAGGACUUGUGUAGAUUCUUGAAAUCUUAGGUGAAGGGGAGAUAUUGUGUAUGUGGACAACAAAGUUUGCCCCAUUUGAAGCACAUUCUUUUCAUAUUAUCUACAUUUUAUGAUGUUGUUGCUCCU